AUGUCUUGGCUGGCUUACUGGCUGGGCGAGCUGCAGCGCCUCUCGCUGCUCUCCUUGUUCGCGGCCGCCUUGACCGUGGUCGCCGUCUACCUGGUGCAGUGGGGCCUGGGCGCGCUGCGGCAAGGCGCCAGGAGGCAGCCCUCGCCGGCGCCGGAGCAACUUCUGCCCCAGGACGAGGGUCCCCUCUUCGCCUGGCUGCUGUCUCUGAGCAGCUGGAGGAGCCAGUGGCAGAAAGCCUGGAUAGCGGCGCUUAACCGGGAAGCCAAAGCAAGGGAGGACUCCCGCUUGUUUACAUUUGAAGAACAUGCAGCUCCUCAGCCUCUAGAGCUUGUGGUACAACGUGUUGUAAGUGUGGUAAAGUCUGCUGAUGAAAAGGUGGUCUCUUGUAAUGUAAUUGGAAAUGCCUUUCAUUUUAUUGUCAGUAUGUCCAAUCCUUCUUCUGUUUCUUCAUCUGUUACUUCGGAAUGUCAGUCUUACAGUGUAAAACUGUCUCCACUUCAUUUGCAGCUGAAACUUUCAAUGAAAUCCAAAGAGGAAGACAUUCAGGUCAAGUGGUCUUUCAUCUGGACCUCAGAAACAAACACUGAAAUUAAGCCUACUAAAGUACAGGAGGACCUGACAGCUGGGGCAUAUGCAGUAUCAGAAACACUUAAAGGUCUGCUGCGGUAUCUCAUAAAUUCAGCAUCUCCCUCUGUGAUUCUGAGUACAAAACCUACAGAUGUAAAGGCAUUGCAGAAUGUACAAAAAACAGGUGUUGUGCCUCAGGGCACCAGUCCUCCUAAACCUCCAAGGGCUCAUGAACUAAAACUGCUGAUGAAAAACAUCAAAGCUACACUGACCAAUCAAAGCAUUGCGGGUGGCAUUAGCCCAGUAUGUACAAUCCAGCUCAAUGACCCUUUGCAGAAGUUUUCAAGCUCUGCAGCCAAUAGUCCCAUGGACUUCUCUUGGAAAGAUGAAUUCAUCUUUGAAUUAAAUGCCAAAUCAAAAGAACUGCAAGUAAAGAUUGUAGAAAAAGGGGGACUGGAUAGUGGUUUCUCAGCUGUGGCUGCUGUACCUUUGGACUUGUUCAGGAGACAGCCUUCUGGACACAAAGGUUUUGCACUGAACAGUCAGCUCGGCAGUAGUAGCUCUACUGUAGGAUCUGUUACUGCAGAGUUCUUAUACAUAGAACCUUCAGAGUCCAGAACUUUGCAAGUUCCCCCCAAGAUUCCUGUUGCAAAAGUAGAGAAAGAUCGAACUGUGAUGCCCUGUGGGACUGUGAUCACUACUGUUACUGCUGUGAAAGCCAAACCUUUAAUAGAAGGGAGACCAUCUAUUCUGCAUUCAGAUUCACCAAUCCGAAGUCCUGUUAGAACGAAGGUGAUUGAAAAGGAUUUGUCUGUUCAGGCAAUCCAUUGCCGGAAUACUUCUUCAGUAAGCAAGGCUUUAUCAUCAUCAGAUACAGAGCUGCUGGUGCUGAAUGGCACAGAUCCUGUGGCUGAGGUAGCCAUUCGGCAACUAAGUGAAUCUGCGAAGCAAAAACUCAAGUCUCCCAGGAAGAAAAGCACGAUCAUAAUAUCAGGGGUGUCAAAGACUAAUUUAUCUCAGGAUACUGAAGCUGCACUCAUGAUGGACUAUGCGGCAGCCAUGGAUGGCUCCUAUAAGCAAGAUGAGUCUUCCAGUGUAGAAGGGUCUCUUGCACAGUCUCCUUCCAAUGAAAAACUCUCACUGUAUGUAUCCCAAACAAUACCUGCCCAUGAAGAUCCCCAGGAAAACAGCCAUGAUGCCUGGACUUUAGAUGACAGUAGCGAGCAAUGGCAGAGCAAUGCACUACUAGACCAAGACUGUGAUAAGAUGUCUGGGAGCUCCAUAAGCAUCUCGGAACCUGGAACUGUGAAGAAAUCCAAAGGUGGGCUAUUAAAAAAGAGUGCAAAGCUAUUUUUCCUUCGACGGCACCAUCAAAAAGACCCAGGAAUGAGCCAGUCACAUAAUGACCUCAUCUACCUAGAGCAACCCACAUCGGACGGUACUCGAAAAAAAGGGGGGACUUUAACACGCAUUUUGAACAAGAAAAUUCUCUUCAAGAGCAAGAGCAAGAGCAAACUGAAUGGCACAUCAGUUGAACCGUAUGCAUAGAGCCUAGUACAUGCCAAAUGUAUAUGACCUGCACAUGAGCAACUGUUUACAGAAAUAUAAACUACUAUAUGCUUACUGAGAUUCACUAAUGCUGUGGUCCAUGGAGAAGGCUGGGCAGCAAAGCAGGGAGAUGGUAUUGGUAGAAGACUUAUGGCUAUUUUACAUUGCAAAGACUAAGGCCUUAGUCCUAGCCAUACUUACUUGGAAGUAAGCGCAUUGAAAUCAGUGGGCCUUAGUCCAAAAACACUUCUUUUUAGAUAUCAGGCUUAAAAUACAGUACCAGGGAGCUAUAGUGGACAAUUGUCUGCAUGAAUGUAUGUUAAUAGUGGCAUAUCAUGGUUCUGUUUUAAAGAAAAAGCAAUGAAGAGUAGCAAUACAAAUUUUAAACAGGGUAUCGAGCUGUAGAAGUGGAAAGAGCAAAGAAAUCCUGAUCCAGAUGUUCUGAAGUGGAAUACAUGCAUUUGCAAUGCAAUCCUGUAUAUAAUUACUCAGAAGCGAUUCCUGCAGUAUGCAGAGGAGCUUAAUCCCAGGUGCAGAGAAUUGCAGCCUCAGAAUGUUACUGGAAGGAAAAAUGAAAUGCUGAAUGGGGUAGCCCAAUAGAAUAAUAAUAAUUGCUAAAGCUGUGUAAAUUAGACUUGCUUUUGAUAGAUAGUAGCCAUACAAACUUGUAAUUUAUGCAAUUAUUAUGACUAAUUUUAAUAUUAUGUGCAUAUACUAUGAAAAAACUCUUUUAUUUUUAAGAUGGUAUCCUGAUGAAUGACUUAAAACUUAUCUGUUAUCCUUUGAGAGAUCUGCAUUGCCAGUGCAGCACUGUAGUUCGGGGAGCCCACCAUUUGUUAGACAAAUGUACCCCAUCAUAACAAAAGUAAUGAAUGACAAUACAGUAUGUUUAGUCUUUUUUCUUUCUCAUUCCCAUUUUGGAACUAAAUACACACACUGAAGGAUGUAUGUAUUUCAGUAUUGAAAUAGUUUGCUGUUUAAAAUAUCAACAAGGCUGGGGAAAGCUUUACUGACUGGUAGGCAAGGGAAACAUAAUACAUGUGUAUAGCUUUAAACUGACAUUCGUAUUAUAUAUAUUUUUUACUGAAAUUGUAAACGUUAGCCUAUUUUAAUCAUUCUGACUUCAUUGGGACUUACUUUGGAACAGGUGGCUUGAUUGAAGUAAACAAUCAACCCUUGUUAACUUUUAUUCAGGCGAAACCUAUACCAAUACCAAUGCUGCUUAUAACCACUGAAUCAAGAGAGAUCAUUGGGAUAAGGGAUACUGUUUCUGAUAUAUGCAUUAGUGAUUUACAUAAGUUAUAAUGAUGGUUUGGAUGCAGCAUUCUAAAGACCAAUAUGCAAAAGAAGGCUGUUGAGGUGAAGCAACAGUUUCCAGUAUGUUGGGCAAAUGCUAGCUUCUAAUAUUAUAGAUUGACUGUUAAGAGUAUUAACUUAUAAAAAUGAAAUAUUUGUGUAUAAGCACCAUGUGAUCCUAGUUAACGCUUUCUUGGAGGUAAGGCCCAUUUCAUAAUGGAUGGGGCUUGCUUCCAUGUAAAUGAAUUUAGGAUGGAUUGCAAAUGCGUUCAGUUAUGAUUUUGCUUUAUUGUGUAGCUUGACGAUGGCACAUAAGUGGAAUGAAAUGCAAAACUGUUUUUAGAAAGAGAAGCACUUGUUGCUCUAACUUACAAAUACUUGAAGACAUUUAAAAACUAUUUGAAAACCUUAAAGCCCUGUUGCUGGAUUUUUAAAAAAAUGCCAAAGGU
This is a messenger RNA of Podarcis raffonei (Aeolian wall lizard), 3860 nucleotides long. RefSeq names its product C2 calcium dependent domain containing 2 (gene C2CD2). Bases 1 to 2115 code for a protein of 704 amino acids. Lineage: Eukaryota; Metazoa; Chordata; Lepidosauria; Squamata; Lacertidae. The record is from RefSeq and is a predicted model, not a curated record. The transcript has 14 exons.